Messenger RNA from Gordionus sp. m RMFG-2023, 5395 nucleotides. RefSeq names its product nuclear pore membrane glycoprotein 210-like. Bases 5 to 5395 code for a protein of 1796 amino acids. NCBI's taxonomy places the organism in Eukaryota, Metazoa, Nematomorpha, Gordioida, Chordodea, Parachordodidae. Gene Ontology annotation, cellular component: nuclear pore. The transcript is spliced from 37 exons. The record is from RefSeq and is a predicted model, not a curated record.
AAUUAUGGAAUUUCGAUUGUAUUUUAUAUUUUUUGCUUCAAUAACGGCAGAACAACCUAAGCUAAAUGUGCCAAGAGUUUUACUGCCAUUUAAUAGUGGAAUAGUUAUUAAUUUUACCCUUUAUGCCAAUGAAGGCUGUUAUAAAUGGUGGUCAACUGCUCCUGAUAUUGUGGAUGUUAUCAAUACUAACACAGAAUGUUCAAAAGAAGUAGUAAUAAGUGCUCUUCAUAAAAAUAUGAAAAGAUCCUUAGCUAAUAUAUUUGCUCAAGAUAUAUAUAAUGAAUAUUUGCUCAAAUGUGAUGUAAUUAUAGACCAGAUCACUUCACUUGGCAUAGUCACUACCACUAGAAUAUUAUACUUAGAAGAUGCACCAGAAAUUUUUGAAGUUAAAGCUCAAAAUAACAAAAAUGAUACAUUUACUACUUUAGAUGGAAUAAAAUUUAUAUGGUCUAUUACAUCAACUGAUAUUAUUGGAAUUUCCCAAUUUCAAAAUUCUUCAUAUAAAACACCUAAUUCCAUUACAUUUUUAGAAAAAGAUGGAUUUCAUGGUUAUAUGAUUUUAAUUGAAGCACAUAAAACUGGUUCAGCAACAAUUAAUGUAAAUCUCUUAGAUGGUUCUAGACUGCAUGCCCCUAAAAAUGGGGUAAAUAGAAAAAAAACUUACCACCAUGGUGCAAAUAGAAUUUAUGGGGAAAUAGAUAUGGAAACUACCGAUGAAUACAUAUUAAAAUUUUUAGAGGGUCAACUGAUUUGCUCUCUAGAUGAAAAUUCUGUGAAGAUAUUUGGAAAUAAAUUAGGAACUUGUAUUAUAAAUUUGGAAGACCAUACAGUUGAUCUUAAAGAAAGCCAUCUACCAUCAAUAAUCGUUCAUGUGGUAAAAACUGAAUCAUUGACCUUGUCAAUAUAUCCAGGAGAUAUUUGGGUGCUAGAAGUUGGCCGAACUUACAGAAUUGCUACGAAUUUACAUGAUGAAAAUGGAAAUAAAAUAUAUCCUUCAGAAAAUAUUCGGAUCUCGUUGAUUGAAAGUGGCAAUAAUAUUUUAACUGUAUCCAAUAAAACUACCAAUGGUGCAAUUCAUUAUAUCAAACCGAACGUCAAAGGAACUACUUUUAUAAUUUCCGAAUUUUAUACCAUAGCGGAAUGUAACUGGAAGGCCAUAUCAAUUACCCCAGUCAGUGUACAACAAGUGAUUGAAGUUUUUGAUCCUAUAAAAAUAUUACCUAAGAGGGCAGUUAUACCCUAUGACCCCAUUGGUAAUGGAGUUUAUCAGAUAUAUUUUAAGGCAUUUGGCGGCAGUGGAAAUUAUAAUUGGAGGAGUACGAACACUAGUUUAGCAAUGGUAAAUCAAAAUGGGAUGGCAACCGUCCAAUCAUGUUUAGGUGAAAGUACUAUAGUUACUUCUGAUCAAAAAAAUCCUAUCAAUUUAGCUACCGGAAUGAACAGUGACCCUAUGCUUUGGAGGACAAUCCUCGUAUUGUUGCCUCACAAAGUAAAUUUCUUAGAAUCACGAAUAGAAACGUUUGUAAAUGAGAGUCUCAUUUUGUACCUUAAAAUAACGGGCCUUAUGAUUAAUGAAAGCGAAGAAAUUCCUUAUACUGAUUGCCGAAACUUUGCCAUGAAUAUUUUUAUAGCAGACCCCAAUAUUUUUCAAAUAGUGGAAGGAUACAUAGACUUGGAAAAUGAUAGUUCUCACUUGAAUGACUCUUGUAGAAGCAUUAAAGUCAGAGCCAUAUCAAAUGGAUAUACAAAACUAUCUGUUUCCUAUAAAUACUUGCCUUUAAAUAUAUAUUUGCAAAGUUCGAUAACUAUAGCCGCUUAUAAACCAUUAAAUAUAGUAGCCAGCAAUGAAAAAACUCUUUUAGUUUUAGGUUCUUCGAGGACUUUCAUACUUCAGCACGGACCUCAGGCUUGGGCAAUUUAUCCGUCUAAUUUUUAUAUAACUGCAUACAGGAGAAAUCAUCAAAAGCUAAAAGGUUUGAUGGCUCGCCAAGUAUCUAGUAUUACUUUAAUAGGGGUUGAUGAAAAUGACAAUACUUUUAAUGGCACUCUUGAGGGAAAAAGUACCCAUCUUUACGAAAUAACUUGUUUGCAUCUGGGAGAGUGGGUAAUGACUUUUGAAAUAGGAAAUCAUCCUUUUCCACAAAACAAAUUUCCCCUAAAUGCAAGCGUGCAAAUCAGUGUUUCCUGUUCUGAGCCAGUUUUGAUUCGUUUAAAACCACUAAUAAGAGUACCACCCAAGAUUAUGGAUCAGUUAGAAUUACCUGAAUGUCCAUUGCUACAUUCUUCCAAUAAUAACAUCGUACCACAUUUAUUUAAUAGAGAUUUGGAAAUAUCAAUUGAUAUGGAAGAUGAAUAUGGUACAACAUUUUAUAAUUUUUCCUCCUUAGACAUCAUGUGGGAAAUAUACCCCGAAACAUUUGGCUACUUGCAAUUUGAUGAAGGAUUUAAAACAAUUAAGUUUAAACCCAAAGGAUUCCAUUCUGAACCCCAGAAUUCUGUUUCAUAUCAAUACGUGCAAAUAUUUCACCCCAAGAUUGAUAUCUUGACAAACGAUGAAACGGAGCGGAUAGUGGAAGUAAAGGCGAAAGUUAACGAAUACAGGCAAUAUUUGAAAGAGGCCAAGAUGGAUUUGGGAAGAUUGAUGCACACUAUAAAACCUUUGAGCUCUACCAUCAAGCUUAAACUUGUUCGAGAGCUGGAAACCUUCCCACCCUCUUUAACUAUUAUUAAUCAUCCAUCCAUUUUAGGUACAAUAAAUAUUACACAUGGAUCGGGUUACUAUUACAUAACGGAUAAGUCCCCUAUAAUGUCUACUAAGAUUGCGAUUGAGAAAAUUGUCGAUAUAGUUGAUUCUCAGCACACGAUGAUCGUAGGUGAUGAAGAGGAAAAUCAGAUAAAUAUGCUGCGAGUCAGGCCUUUGAAACAGGGCAAAACAACUUUAACUGUAUACGAUUUAUGUUUUGAGCCGAUGGAUUUUAAUCUUAAAAGUUAUCAAGGCACUUGUAUUAUUACAGUUACCGACAUAACCUCUGUACAUCUCGAUGUCCCCAAUAAGAUUGAAUUGGGGAAUGAAGUUUUAGCCAAAGUAUCAAUUAGUGAUUCAUAUGGUAACCCGUUCAAUGUUGAAUAUCUCUCAUUUCUUACGAUUAGGCCUAUCAUCGGAGAUUCUAAUUUAAUUUCUGUCAGCAAAUAUUUUCUAUCGUCUUCAAAUAAUAAACAAACGAAAUACGAUUCCUUUAGCUCCAUUUUUGUCGUUACUGGUCUACAAUUAGGUGUCACUAAUUUAGCCGUUGAGGUUAUAAUAUCACAGGCUAUUAUUAAAGGAUACGGCCAAGAUUUUAUAGAAAAAAAGGAUGAAAUAAUUAGUUCUACUAUAUUUGAGAUAACAGUAUUUCCUUCAUUGAAAAUAGAACCCUCUCAAAUAACUUUAAUUCCCGGAGCUGUCUUUCAAUUUAGACAUAUUGGUGGUUUGCUUUCUGAUUCGUCGAUAGAUUACGAAAUUUUAAAUUAUGAAAGUUUUAAUCAUGUUAUUGAUGACGAUUUAACUCCUGUGGCAAAUAUUACUAGAGAUGGACUCAUAACUGCUUUAUCUUUCGGUAAAUUGAUUGUGAAGGCCGCAAUGAGUGAAUAUAAUAUGAUGCCUGAUAAUACCAAUCAAAAAUAUGAAUGUGAGGCUCUAGCCCACGUAAGGAUAGUUUCCUUGACAGGUAUGCAUAUAAGUGCACCAAUAAACAAAAUAUAUGUUGGAAAUGAGAUGCCUUUAUAUAUAUACGGAGAUGAUGGACAGACCCCUAUUAUAUCUAUGUUCAGUUUUGGUAGUAAAAAUCCUCCUGUCAUAGUGGAUUGGGUGAUGGAAGAUAAUUCACUAGCUCAAUUAGCUUGGCAUCCUUCACCUUCUGAGACUCCAAACCUUAUGCUUGACAACAUAAAAUAUAAUGACUUUGCCAAAUUGUUUAAAGCCCUCAAACCUGGUAAAUGUAAAGUUUCGGUCUAUGUAAGAUAUACCGCAUCUUUUAAUGAUGGAGAAGAAAAAGACGAUUCUCUUUUUCAUUUAAUAAGUUUAAUUUCUCGCGUCAAAAAUAGAGAUAAAUCUUUGAAAGAAAUACCUUUGGAUUUUGUAGAUAGUAUUCUAAUCGAGAUCAUUGAGCCAUUUCAUCUACAUACAACGCAUAUGUCUAGAUUACACAUUUUUAAGGAUGGAAAUGAUUGCUUGAAUUGUCCUAAGACUGCAGAUAUUAAAACGGCUCCUAUAUUGCUCAUGUCUCCGAAUUCGGAAGCUAAAAUAUUUUCUCCUCACAUGAGUGAACUUAGUAAGUCAAGAAUAAAAUAUUCUAUCAAAGAUUUGCAAAAACAAACUUACCUAAGCCAAAGCCAAUCUUCUUCUCCUGUCAUAUUUGAUCCAAGUUCAGGGCUUGUUAAAAUUAACCUUAAUGAGAAGCAUGACGCCGAUAGUAUGAGUUAUCCUGCGAAUAUUCUUAUUACAGCUCAUAUUUUUGACGCGGAUACACAAACCAAUCACACCGCUCACCUCAUCAUUCGAGUAAAACCUAUUUCCUACAUAUCGACAAUCUGUUCUGAAGAAAUAAAUGUCCAAAAAGGCGUUAAUUUGCCUCAUUUUCCAGUUGGAAGUCUCAUCAAUUUGAUAAUCAGAGUGCAUGAUGAUACCGGAACCGUGUUCGAUGCUUUCGAUUUUAGUCAUAAAUCUCGUUUAAAUAGAUAUGAUUUAUUGUCAAUACACGAUACUUCACUACGAAAUCAGCCUGAAUUGCAUUUACUAUACCCAGGACAAACAAUUAUUAGAAUAGAGAUCAAGGUCCCUGGCUAUUUAUAUGCAAAAAAUAGUCGACUCGUUGAUUAUGUCAUUAUAAAUAGCGGUUACGUUAUAGAUUCCCAUAUGCCGCCAAAUACUCUCUCGAGUGUUUCUUUUGGGGCAAUCGUUUGUUUCACCUCUUAUUUAGCUAAAAGUCCUGACUGUUUGUGGUAUACGGAACAAAAUAAACUAUUUAUGAAUUCAAAAUCUGGGUUAGGAUUGAUUAAAGAUAUUGGGGAAGAAAAGAUAUUUUAUCGCUAUAAUAACUGUUCAACCUAUAUUAAUCUUUUAAUCAAACCUAUACAAAGCUUAAAAUUCCUACCCGGAUUCGCGGAUAUAGUUGUAAGUCGUAGUGAUGAUAAUCUUGAAGAUAAGGUAUAUAAAAUAACAAAGAACUAUGAGGCAAAAGAUUCUCUUUAUGUUUCCAAUGCUGUUCUGAAUACCAAUCAUAGAUUUCCUUUUAAAUUUGACCCUAAAUCAGGGUUCAACAGAACUCAUUAUUUAGAUUAUAUCACUAAAGUAGCAAUUGAACAUAAUAGUGACGUACCAUUUAGGAUAAGUUAUUUAUUCGCCUAUAAUAAAUAG